Penicillium canescens is the source of this 1101-nucleotide messenger RNA. Its product is annotated as protein MEMO1. The coding region runs from base 1 to 1101 and encodes 366 amino acids. NCBI's taxonomy places the organism in Eukaryota, Fungi, Ascomycota, Eurotiomycetes, Eurotiales, Aspergillaceae. The record is from RefSeq and is a predicted model, not a curated record. The transcript has 3 exons.
AUGCCUUCCCGACACGCAUCUCACUCUGGGUCAUGGUAUACAGACAAUGGCCGUGCCCUGGCCCGGCAGCUGGACGGCUGGCUGGGACUGGUGCCGGAUACGAUGGAUGUCGGUUCGCUGCCAACCGCGGGGGCUAGAGUGAUCAUCGCACCGCAUGCCGGUUAUUCAUACUCUGGGCCCUGUGCUGCCUACGCAUACAAGGCCCUGGAUCUCUCGAAGGCGAAGCGGAUCUUUAUCCUGGGACCAUCGCACCAUGUUGCACUCUCAACGCUGGCUCUUCCAACCUUGACUUCCUACCGUACCCCUCUAUCCGAUGAACCCCUCCCACUAGAUACCGAGCUGAUCACACAGCUGUUCGCAACACAGGCAACCAGACCCAACGGGUCCAAGGUUAGCUUCACAACCAUGACAAAGUCCGUCGACGAGGCCGAGCACAGUAUUGAGAUGCAUCUACCAUACAUCCACCGCUUGCUCCAGCUUCAAUACCCAGAUGCCUCGACCUCAGAAUACCCCCCUCUGGUCCCAAUCAUGGUGGGCAAUACCUCAGCUGCAACAGAACAAGCAUUUGGUAAACUCCUCGCUCCCUACCUGGCCGACCCAUCCAAUGCGUUUGUCAUAAGCUCGGAUUUCUGCCACUGGGGUCAUCGAUUCCGCUACACAUACUACGUCCCACAGGCUCCCAAGCCUGGGCCGUCACUCCCUUUGUCUAGUGACCAGCUUCCGCAGCCAGGAGCGGAUGCCAACAGCGUCAGCGAUAGCAUCGAGAUGGUUUCGGCUGGGCACUCUUUGCGCCACCGAGAUCGUAUCUCGAGUCGUGAGCCUGCCAUUCAUGAGAGUAUCUCAGCGUUUGAUAUGGCGACUAUGGCUGCUAUCACCACCGGGUCUGCAAAGAAUUUCCUGGACGUCAUUGAUCGCACGGGUAAUACAGUAUGUGGGCGUCAUCCGAUUGGGGUGAUCAUGGCAGCUCUGGAAAAUGUGACAGUCAAUCAACCAGCGGACAAGCAAGGGCGUUUCUACUUCUUGCGUUAUGAGCGAAGCUCCGAUGUUAAAGAUGUGGACGAUAGCUCGGUCAGCUACGUUUCUGCCUUUGCGGUGCUUUAG